Molecule: messenger RNA, 6461 nt
Organism: Hemicordylus capensis (graceful crag lizard)
Lineage: Eukaryota; Metazoa; Chordata; Lepidosauria; Squamata; Cordylidae
Gene: CREB3L2
Product: cAMP responsive element binding protein 3 like 2
Exons: 13
Coding region: 18-1751 (577 amino acids)
Biological process (GO): regulation of transcription by RNA polymerase II
Molecular function (GO): cAMP response element binding; DNA-binding transcription factor activity, RNA polymerase II-specific
Source: RefSeq, a predicted model, not a curated record
UAGGAGGUGGCUGUGGAAUGGGGAGGGUGGAAAAGCAAGAGCAAAGAAUUUUCUUUCUGGACUUUGAUUGGGCGCGUUCUUGGAGAGAGGCCCGCUUCCCUCCCUCGGAUUGGUUGGGACGAAACCAAGUUCUGGUGGGGGCUGGAAGGAAGCUGGCCAUGGAGGUGUUGGAAGGUGGGGAGCAGGACCUGUUGCACUGGGAUCGAAAGCUGAGUGAGCUGUCGGAACCGGCCGACACUGAUGCCCUGCUCUACAACACGCACUUCACAGAACUCCUUGAUGAGUUUUCCCAGGAUGUUUUGGGGCAACUGUUGAACGACCCCUUCCUAUCGGACAAAAAUGAGAUGAUGGAAGUGGAGCUGUCGCCGGCUUCUCCAGCUCCCCUCAUCCAGGCAGAACACAGCUACUCUCUUUGUGGAGACUCUCGGCCCCAAUCCCCGCUCACCCACAUUUCAGCCGAUGACAAUUUCAACGAAGCCGACCUAGAAAGUGAAGAGUGGUGCCUCGGUACAGAGUUGACUUCAACGACCAUAAAGACAGAACCCACUGCAGGAGAGGUGCCAGGCCUUGCUCCCUCGGUCAGCCUCACCGUCGCACCCACUCCCAUGGCUCUGGAGGGGGAAGGACCUCAGCUGCAGGAUGAUAACAUGGCUAAACCGCUGAAUCACACAGCUCUUCCAGAGAUCAAGUUGGAGCCACAUGAAGUGGAUCAGUUUCUGAACCUUUCUUCCAAGGAAGUGAUGGAUACGCUACACAUGCCGCCAACCCCUCCCAGCAGCCACGGCAGCGAUUCAGAGGGCGGGCAAAGCCCAACCCGAUCUCUUCCACCGUCAAGUCCCACCCAGUUGCAAGCUGCUGCUAAAGUGACAUCGCGCAUGGCUUCAGCGCUGACCAAUUCCCCACUCUUAACAGCGCCACACAAACUGCAGGGCACAGGUCCCCUACUCUUGACAGAGGAGGAGAAGAGGACGCUGAUCGCAGAAGGAUACCCCAUUCCUACAAAACUACCCCUCACAAAAGCAGAAGAGAAAGCACUUAAAAAGAUCCGCAGGAAGAUCAAGAACAAGAUUUCUGCCCAGGAGAGCAGGAGAAAAAAGAAAGAAUACAUGGACAGUCUGGAGAAGAAGGUUGAGUCCUGCUCAAAUGAGAACAGUGAGUUGCGCAAGAAAGUGGAAGUUCUGGAAAGUACAAACAGAACACUCCUGCAACAGUUACAGAGGCUGCAAGCCAUGGUGGCUGGCAGAGUAUCCCGCUCGUAUAAAGCUGCCAGCACACAAACAGGGACCUGUCUCAUGGUGUUCGUAUUAUGCUUUGCAAUUAUUUUCAGCGGGGUCUCACAGAGUUAUGGGCCUAAUUCCUCCAUCACAAAGGCAGUACUGCCAACCCAACAUUCCACACCAGAAUCAUAUACAGCCUCUACAGUGAGGUCGAGGAGCCUGCUGACUUACGAGGGGCCUCAUCCGCUGGAGGAGCAGCAGCAGCAGCAGCAGCAGCAGCAGCAUCUCCUCUCAGAUCACAGCAAUGUCUGGGACAGGCACCUGGAUGCUUCCAAGCAUCCCGUCCCAUCCAUGGACUCUGUGUCUCGGGCACAGCACGGCCAGGUCACAGAGAUCACAAUAGCCAAUGAAACGAGGCUAGAGAAGCCAGUGCUGGUGGGGCUGCAGCAACAACACAGAGUCGGCUCAGAGCUGGAGGCAAACGAAACGCUAAAGAUCAUCGAAAUUGACAGAAGAGUUAAUGCUACUUCUUAAAAGGAAGAAGAAAACCAAAGGGAUUUUCUCCCCCUCCCCGCCCCCUUAUCCCUUCCUCUUCUUUCCAACCAAAAGUCCGAGGAACUAGUCACAGGCGGCAGAUCCAGAGGGCAAGAGGGAAGUGCGUGUCUGGGCUCUGCACCGGCUUGGGAGGACCUGGCUUUAAUCUGCAGCUCUUGUUCUUUUCUCUCCUGCCACCCUAGUCUCCAACUCCCUUUUCAUUUGCAUUCUACAUCCAGCACCAACAGGAAGAUUGAAAGGCAGCUGGUAUCCAAAACGUGCUGCUGGUAGAGAUUUGCUGGGAGCAGGCAUGUCUCCUCAUUGAAGUGCAGAGUCAUUGAACAGAGAACCAAGUGGGACUUGCAUCACUGUCAAGGUGGCAGAUGUCUACAGAGUCAAAAAAAGGUGUAAAAAGGGUUUCAUGACAUGACUGUAGAUUCAGCUGAGAAGGCGGGGUUAGAUCUGACUCGUGAUUGGUCUGCAUGAUCUGUUUCUACAGGGAAAUGUCACUAUGAGGUGACAAACAUCCUUCAGUCAUGAUUUAGUCUUAUGCAUAUGUUCCCACAUGGUGAUGUAGAAACGCAACCUCAGGAAUGGCACUGGUUUUUCUUUUCCCCAGUAGAUUUGGACUCAAGUUGCAUCUUCCUUGGUUGUGAAAGUAGGAGGGACUGACUGGUUAAUCAAGUUAUGGAAAAGUAUUGUGGAGCUCCUGAAAAACACUUUCACCUUCAUUCAUCACGGAGCUUGGGAGAGUCAUGUGAUCUUAUGGGAGCACCAGCAAAGCAAGCAGUUUUCAUCGCUGAUCUUGGUAAUCAGAAGAAUUAACAAUUACAAGGAUAUCUUCACCUCAUUGUGACAUUUCCCCAUUUAAAAAAGUGUGGGCUUUGACCCAUCAACUCUUCUCGUGCAGAAGAAUGGAACAAGCUCAGAGUAUUUGGAAGAAGCCCUGGCAAGAUGGAGCGUGCUACUUCAGUUUCUUGAGCUUUAUAUUGCUGUAGAUAUAGGUCUUGCCCUUCCUGUAACAUGGGGUAAAUAUUAGUAAUGAGAAGACUAGAUUGCUGCAUAUCAAAAUUCCCAAUUCUGCAGUCAUGGAAGCUAAAUUCUACAAAAAUGAUUGUGAGCAGGAAUUUAAAAAAAAACACAACCCUUUCAAGCCAUCCUUUGACUAUAAGCAAAGAUUUUGUACAGGCCAAAAUGGUCCCUCUUGAGUUAGUGCUGUGUGAGCUUGGUUAAGUUUUCUGCCUUAUUCUCAAAACUGUGGAAGAGCGAAGGAAGAAGGGAUGCAAUAUUCAUGAGGCAAUGAUGAAAAAUAGGAAAAAGCAUGGGGUAGAAGGCUGAUUCUAGCCCUAUUCACAUGUUAUGUUCAACACCCAUAUGAGUGUACAGUGUGCACAGCUACAGAUCUAUGCACAGGUACAGUUAUUCAGACAUUAUGUUGAACACUGGUACAGAUGUACACUUCCUAUUUGUACCAUACAUUUGAGGGGCCUGUACCCAGAUUCAUUUUUAAAUGAAUGCAGGUACAGUAUUCACACAAACAUGCACAAAUGUACACAUUUCUAUACAGUAAUACAAUAUAAUGUCUGAAUAUGGCUAUUGAUGAAAGGGGCUCAGGAGACCUACAAAGCAAAGGGGUUUGUCUGCCUGGAUACCCGAACCUCCAUCAGAUUCUCCUUAGUCCCAAUGCUUUUAUCCAGCAUUGCCCUUAGCUUUUAACACCCCCUCCCUUGACCUCAUGAGGACUCUAAACUUGUUCCUCUAUCAAAAUGAAAGCAAAAUUGUUUGGGAACUAGUGGAUGCACUAGCUUCCAUGAUUUGUUGCAUGGCCAAGGAAUAAAGCAAUAUCCUUCCUUAUUUAUAUACAAUCAAGAAAAUACAUUUAAUGGCAAAAAUGCUCUUCUCUGCCUUUACUCCCCCCACCCCCACCACUUUGUAUUUUUCCUUUUUGUGUGACUAUACAAAACAAUCCCAGAUUUCCUUACUAUGUUCACUAUGUUAGUCCCCCUCUUGUCUGGUCUGCACGAGACACUUGUGCCGGGGGAAAUGGAUGUUCAGUUGGUACUGGUGUCUCGUUCAGAAAGGACCUUGGUUGCUAAGAUUCCACUGCCAUGCCUACUCCCCCUUGUAAAUAGUAUUUAUUAGUUUCCCCACCAUUUCAUCUGGCAGCCAGGAUGGCAGUCCAAGUGUGUGAAAUCUCUCAAAUGGCAAACUUUGAGAAAUUUCCAAAAUUUGUUUUGGGUUUCUGGAAUUAAAUGUAAAAUCAAUGCAAUCUAGGUAACUCAAGUAUCUUUCCUUUCCCCCUGUUUUUGUUGUUCGUACUCACAUACACACAUACGCACACACACAUACAUACAUACAUGUAAAGUAGGUGGUAGUUGCAGUGAAAACCAGAUAAAGUUUAAUAUCCUGUCUGUCUUAGCAAGUUUCAAGCUACUAUAAAUUCAAAUGAUCACAGCUCCCCACUUUGGACACCAGAGGCCAAUCUUUUCAAUCAGAAAAUUCAGUAAACACCUGCUCUAAUUCCAAAUAACUGGUUGUGAAGAUUGUGGCUGUGUGCAGUGUGUGUGUGGGGGGGGGCUUUCCAGGUCAGUCAUCCUGAAAUCAUUCUAGCCAGUAUUGGAAAGAAUUGCUAAUGUGGAUAUCUUUAGAACAGAACACACACACACUCCAAAUAACACAGCUCCCAGGGCCCUGUGAUAAAAUUAUAGCUGUCUGCUUACAUCUUUCAAAAUGAUAUCCUCUCUUGACUUCCAGUGGGAUCUCUCAGGAUUAUCUGGAAUGGCUAUAUAUGCAGAUGUCAAACUUUCUCUAUUUCAUGCUUUGUGUGGAACUUAAACUUAUGGUGCAUUCAGUGUCCCAACUUCUUUGCCAUUGAUUCCACGUGUCUGAAUGAUUAGAUACUUAGAAAGCUGGUGGGUGGGCUACAAAAGAAGAGGGCAUUAUUUUAAACUCUGUAUUUAUGGAAAUCAAAGCUCAGUGACAUUUAGUCAUGUUAUUAGUAUGUAGAACUUGGCUUUCUUUUGCUGUGUAUAUGCUGCAAUUUUACUCCUACUUUCCCCCUUUGUAUCCACUAUAUUUACGCACAAAUUGAUGUAUUUUUAACACAUUGAUGAUUCUGAACCAGACUGAAGCUGAUGUAAAUUGGUGGUUUUCCAUUUUACAUCAAGCUUGAAGAUCUGCCCCUUUUCUUCAGUUAUACUUGGAAUCAUUGUCCAAAUCUCCAUGUUAAAGCUGGGUUUAAUGUCAAAUUUAUAACAUCAGUUUUUCCCUUUUUGGAAUAGUUCUACAAGUUGGGCUUUUGCUUGCAUUUAAACCUUCAAUUUUGAGGAGUGGUCAGUGUCUAGACCCACUUUGGCUGUCAGUCAAAUGAAUGAGUAACUUUAAUUGCCACAUCAGGAAGACUUCAGUGAAAAACUGGGGCUCUCUCAUGCCAGAAGUCCAUUGUGCAAUUUCCCCACCACCACACGCACGCAGCAUAAGGUGUUGUAUAUUUAGCAUCCUUUCCCCCACUCUAGGACAAAAAUAAUUCUCCUGUAAUUGCUAAUUGGAAACUGGCCUUUUUUUUUGUAUAUUUGAAGGUGAAACAGUAGGCCACUGAUCUGGUAACUAAGAAAGAACCAGAGCAUUUUAAAGGCCCGUGUUAACUUACUAAUGUGAUUGUUAGAAACAUGGGAAGUGGCUUUCUACCUAGUCAGAUCACUGCUCCAUUUAGCUCAGUAUUGUCUACCCAGACUGGCAGUGACUUCUCCGAGGUUGCAGGCAGGAGUCUCUCUCAGCCCUAUCUUGGAGAUGCGAGGGAGGGAACUUGGAAACUUCUUCAUGCAAGCAGGCAGGUGCUCUUCCCAGAGUGGCCCCAUCUCCUAAGGGGAAGAAUGCAGAAGGUUCCAAGUUCCCUCCCUGGCAUCUCCAGAUAGACUCCUGCGUGUAUCCUUGGAGAAACUGCUGCUAGUCUGUGCAAACAAUGCUGAGCUAGAUGGACCAAUGGUCUGACUCAGUAGAAAGCAGCUUCCUGUGUUCCUAUGUAUGUGCUUUUGCAUGAAUGAUGGUACAUUUGUUCAUUUUAAAAGUGAACUUGGGUGCAGGGCAUGAAAAAGACAGGAUACAGACAGAGUCCUGCUGUACAUGUGAAAAUGUGUGAAUAACUACAUAUAUACAGAUCUGCAUUUGCAUAUACUCUGUACCGAUGUUAUGUUUAUUGAACAUAAUAUGUGCCCAGGGCUAAUGCAUAACUGGAUGUAAACAUGGCUGGAAUAAUAAUGGUAUACUAGAUACAUCGGAGUGGUAUUGUCUACAGAGUUUUUCAUAUGCUCAUCAAAAAUAUACCCGUUUUUAUCUAGUAGGUUUGUUCCCAUGUUUGCCAGCAAGGUGGGAGAAGGGCCCAGCCUGGGGAGGAGAGCCGGGUGCACUCCCGAUAUUCGGUCAUGUUUUUGCAAACAUAAGGCAGGAGGCAGCGAGGCUGAUCGUGAGUGAGGCGGCAGCUGGGUAGGAUGGCUCUUCCUCCUACCUUGGUAAAAAGCUGGGGAUGGAAUCAGUAGGGUGCACUUGUCCUACCCAGCUGACCUUGCACAUGGUCACCUACCUUGGCAGUGGACUGAAGUCAAUGAACAGCAUUUAUCAGAGAGAUCUCUUGCAAGGUUUAAACAAAUUUGCCCCUGAGGAGGACCGUUGGCUGAAAUGCAUUGGGCUCAUUAAAGGUUACAAGCAUCUUGA